Molecule: messenger RNA, 1269 nt
Organism: Arvicola amphibius (Eurasian water vole)
Lineage: Eukaryota; Metazoa; Chordata; Mammalia; Rodentia; Cricetidae
Product: ankyrin repeat domain-containing protein 26-like
Exons: 10
Coding region: 1-1269 (422 amino acids)
Source: RefSeq, a predicted model, not a curated record
AUGGUGGGAUACGGUGGCUUGCAGGAAGUCAUGGUCUUGGAGAGGGAACUGAGUGUGCUACGUUAUGCAGGCAACAGGGAAGCACAGUUGCAGGAAGACCGACAGCGAGAAGGCAUCCUGAAUUCUUCAAGAGUGGAAUAUCAGCUAUGGAAGCUACAAGUUGAGUGUUUCAAGUUAGAAGACUCAGUAAAGAACCAAGCAGAAGAAAUUGAAGAGAUUGAGAAUCAACUAUUAAGAGAAGAUUUGAUUGGAGACAAAAAGAAACAACAAGAUAAACUUAUCCAGUUGACGCAAUCUCUGGCAUGUGCUUUGGAACAAGAGAAGGAGAAAACGGAAGAAUCGGAAAAGGAAUUACAUAGAUUUAUGAAAGUCUUAAAAGUAAUAAGAAAAAAGUUAAAUGAGUGUGAAAAUAGAGAAUUACAUUUCUAUGAAGAUAUGCAAAGCAGAACAUUUGAAAUGCUAAGACAUGAGAUCAAUUAUCUUAAAGAAACAUGGGACCCAAUACAUUGCAGAUAUCUACGCCAAGAUAUAAACAUUCAAUCGACUGAGCAAGAAUUGUUAAAAAUAAAAACAGACCAGGAUAAUUAUGAACACACACACAAGACUCAAGAAAAUGUGGAAAAAGAAGUACUAAUCCUCAAAAGUCUGAUUAAAGAGACCAUGACACAAAGAGAAGAGGAAAAAAAGUUAGAGAAAUUAAGAGAGAACAACAAUGAUUCAAGAAUGAGUCAAAUGGUACUCAGAAUCAAAAACUUGGAAUCAAAUCUCCCUGAGAUAAAAAGUCAAGUAGAUUCUACUAGAAGAGAAAUGGAAAAAUGUAAACAACUUUAUGCAGAAGAAAUUAAAAGUAGAAAAUCACUUUCUAAUACACUAAGAAAGACAAUGGGAAGGCUAGAGGCUUCCACAACAAAGCUUAUGUGGGUGAAUCAGCAGAAGAUAACUUUGGGAACUAUCCUGAGUUCCCUGCCUGUUCAAGAGUUCCCUCAUGUUGCUGUGGGACACAGCCCCAGUUCUCCUCUGAGAGAUGCCUCAUAUCUUCUUACCUUGGAGUCUCAGCCUGUUUGUGAGCGUGUGAGGAAGGACCUGUCCGAGGUUUUCUGUAUCUCAAGCUCGUUUUUGAUGCUUUCUCUUCUUAGGAGUAAUGCUAUCAAAAGACCCGUGGUGAUUGAGGCUAGAUCACCUGAAGGUCAGCUGCUAUUUGAAUCUCUGUACACACAGAAUAUUCCUGCAAUAAAGACACGAGAAUGUAAGAGUGAAGGCUCCAUGUAG